AUGAAGGCAGCAGGAAGUACUGCCGUGAAGUUUGAUCCGAAUCCCUUGAAGGAUGGAGUAAGUUCCAUCUAUACACCUGGCGAUGGCGCCGCGGACGUAUUGGCUUCGUCUCGCAUCUCUCGUCAAAUUAAUUUUGUGGAUGACGGUAAACUAUUUGAGGGCCACUUCACCCUUCAUACGAGGGGCCUAAAGUCUCUAAUUCAACUUCUUGUGGAUCAGCAGUCAGAGCAACAGGUCAUCAUCAACGAUCUCCAGGACCAGAUGAACACGAUACGACAGCAAACAUCUAAAGUGCGCAGGGCUGUGAAUGCAGCCCCGAUGUUUGUUGCCCCCGAAGGGGGUACGGACACCGGUUCGGUGCUUAAGGAGGUGGAGGACCUUCGCCGCCGCGUAAAGCGGUUGGAAGGCUUUAGGGCACUAUGGGGUGUGCACCAUGAAGAGGUUGAGGCUCUAAUAAGUACCUAUGGGGACCCCGUGGUUACACCCGAAGAAUAUACUGCCUAUCUUUUGAAUUUGCAGCCGUUUCGCCAACUGCGAAGUGAUGCUCAGCAUUCUGCCGUUUCUCUCGUGGAGCGUCGUUUAUCCAUCUCGGCACAGCAAAGAUCCAGGGAGAGUGGGAGCAGAAAACGCAUUUCUCGUGAUGAUGAUCUCCUUAGUCCUGUUGAGCGUGAUGCCCGCGACAACUCUCGUGCUGUCCGUGAUCGCAGGAAUCGUGAGGAUGAACCCCGCAGUCCUGCUGAGCGUGAUGCCCGCGACAACUCUCGUGCUGCCCGUGAUCGCAGGAAUCGUGAGGAUGAACCCCGCGGUCCUGCUGAGCGUGAUGCCCGCGACAACUCUCGUGCUGCCCGUGAUCGCAGGAAUCGUGAGGAUGAACCCCGCAGUCCUGUUGAGCGUGAUGCCCGCGACAACUCUCGUGCUGCCCGUGAUCGCAGGAAUCGUGAGGAUGAACCCCGCAGUCCUGUUGAGCGUGAUGCCCGCGACAACUCUCGUGCUGCCCGUGAUCGCAGGAAUCGUGAGGAUGAACCCCGCAGUCCUGUUGAGCGUGAUGCCCGCGACAACUCUCGUGCUGCCCGUGAUCGCAGGAGUCGUGAGGAUGAACCCCGCAGUCCUGUUGAGCGUGAUGCCCGCGACAACUCUCGUGCUGCCCGUGAUCGCAGGAAUCGUGAGGAUGAACCCCGCAGUCCUGUUGAGCGUGAUGCCCGCGACAACUCUCGUGCUGCCCGUGAUCGCAGGAAUCGUGAGGAUGAACCCCGCAGUCCUGUUGAGCGUGAUGCCCGCGACAACUCUCGUGCUGCCCGUGAUCGCAGGAAUCGUGAGGAUGAACCCCGCAGUCCUGUUGAGCGUGAUGCCCGCGAAAAAUCUCGUGCUGUUCGUGAUCGCAGGAGCCAUGAGGAUGCUCCUUCUGGCUUUGAUGACGAAGGUGAGAGUCUGAGGCAGCUGGAGAGUCGUGUUGCUGCCUUGGAGCAGAGGCUGAGGAGAGGCGUUGCCGCGGUGCACUCCUCGUCGAGAAAGGCAAGUGCUAACUCUGGCCACUCUUCUGUGUCUCCAAUUGAGGUUGUGGAUGAACAGGCACGGGAGGACCUGGAGGAGCUUGAGCGAUUUGUCGUUCGACGAUUCAAGGAGCUGGACAAGGCCCUGUCAAAGUCCCGCGACGCCACUCCGGCCGCUGCUACAAGUCCCGUGAGAGGUGCUGGUCAUCCCGUCGGAAGAUCCGAGAGAUUAUCACAUGGACUUUCUGUGACGCCAACUGAAAGUGGUGGCAGUAACGCGAAGAGGAGCAACGAGGCUGCUGUUGCCAACAAAGAUAACACCAACGCAAGCGAGUCGAAACAAAGGAAAGAGCGGAAUGCCCCCACAGAUGCUGCAGUGGUGGAUCAAGUGGCCCGAGAAGAUGCCUUUGCCGCGUUGGAUCAGGUGGCGAACCUCGAGAAGUUUGUGAACAGGAAACUCAAAGAGUUGUCGGUGGCCAUUGGUAAGGAGUUGGGUCCUGGUUCUGUGCGGCCCUCUGGCGAAAGCCGACAAGCCGUUUCUCUGGAGCCUCAGCCUCAGGGAGCGAUGGUGGACCAGAUAGCUCGUGACGACGCUGCCCGAUCAAUUGAAGCAGUUCAAGAGCUUGAGGAGGACUGGGGCAAGCGUUGGCAAUCUUUGGAGGAGCGUCUGCGGAUCAUUGGUCGAGCGUCAGUAAGUAAAGGAUCGCUUCAGGCUUCUGCUGCCGCAUCUUCUAUUGACAGAAAGGCCCGUGAGGACGCCUCUAUGUCUCUUAUGCGAAUACAACAACUGGAACGGGAAAUAAGUGGAUUUAGGCGCCUUCUUCAGAGGCAGGAGACCCCAAUAACUUCUGAAGAGGUGGCGCCUCCUGAUGCGCGAGGUGACAGCGGUGUCGUGUUUCCCGUACCACCUAAAGUACAGCGUCCAGCGACCUUUCCUCUCACAGGAAAAGGCCCGGAUGGUGCAGUGGGGUCCACUGAUGUGGAAUAUCAGAAACGUAUGCAAGAUUUGGAGCAGGAGGUGGAACAGCGAAUGAAGGAAGUGAACCGGGCCCUUGCUACGCUCCGUUCAACGCAGUCAGGGUUUCCAGUUGGAAAUUCCCCGGGGGCAACGGAUGCGUUUGGCGGAAAGGAACCGCAGAUUUCGAAUCAAGUUGUAUUUAACUCAAGGGACACUGACAGUCUUGAAUUGUUAGAACCCUCUGUUUCCUUUUCUCGCUUUCCCGCAUCUCAGACAGCAGUGCUGGUGAUGAAAUCUCGUGAAGCUGCGGGAGUUGGAAGUCCCAUUAGAAUCGUGGAACCGAUGCGGGAGGAUGCGAUUGUGUUGCGCUCUCCACAAUUAGAAGGCUUUGGGACACCACUUGUGAAGCGUGAGAUGCCAGGAGCAGAGACACCUUCUCAAGGUAUGGUGCGCAACGAAGAAGAGCAACUGCGCCAAAUGAGGGCAACAAAUGGUGGUGGGACCGAGUCGUGGCAAGGUGUGUACUCUUCUGGUCCACAUCUCGCCCCGCAUGGUGACGGAAAUCUACCUGUUACAGAUGCCGCGGGUGGUGCCGCUGUCUCAACUGCUGCCAACGCAAAUUUGAAUUCUGUCCCCAUGACUCUUGCUAACGCCGACCUCAGGUCACAUCCCUCCAACUCCAGGCUUCCCGUGGGUGCUGUUGGGCGGGCAUCUCCUAUGGACCGCACGGGGGAGCUCGAUCAGCUUCGAUCACAUAGCACAGUUCUGCAUAAAGUGUCAGUGAGUCCCCGUGGAAAGAUGGGAGAAAGAUUUUUGGUGGAGCAAAAUGCGCUGGGUCACAUAACACCAUGUGUUGUGUACAACUGUGCCUGGUGUGCCGCACAGAAGCAGGGAAUAUCUGCACAGACUGCGCGAUCAGCACAAUAG
Molecule: messenger RNA, 3375 nt
Organism: Trypanosoma cruzi
Lineage: Eukaryota; Euglenozoa; Kinetoplastea; Trypanosomatida; Trypanosomatidae
Exons: 1
Coding region: 1-3375 (1124 amino acids)
Source: RefSeq, a predicted model, not a curated record